AAACUCUAUCAGCCGGUCAACAUCUUACAAUCGGGCAGCCAUGCUUUCGUCUAAUAGGUUGUUAUCGCAGAUUUCUAAGCGAUUCUUCCGAUCACAGAUCUUUGGAAGACAAAAGACUGGCACUUCCAUUCAAAAACACCCUGAAGUGAUCACAGGAGUUCUCCGCUCAAGAAGCUUACCUUCCUUAUACAAGAAAUACUCUAAUGACCUUUGUUACAAGUGCAGGCACACAAGACCGUUCCACUCAAGUGCUUUACUAUUUGAUGACUUCCAUAUUGUUUUGACUCCACAUUUUGCAGAAUCUGUUACUGAAGGAGACAUUAUCUGGGUCAAAGCAAUUGGUGAUUCAGUGGCUGUCGAUGAUGUCGUUGCUGAAAUCGAGACUGACAAGACAACCAUCCCCGUGCCAUCACCUGUGGCAGGUGUCAUUGAACAGUUUUUCGUUGAGGAUGGUGAAAAAGUGGAAGCUGAACAGCAAUUGUUUAAAGUUAAACUUUCAGCUGGUGGAGCUGCACCACCACCACCACCUGCCGCUGCUGCUGUCGAGACUUCACCACCACCUCCACCACCACCAGCUGCAGCCGCUGCUGGACCUAUACCAAGCACGCCACCACCUGUGACUCCUCUCCCCUCAAAGCCAAUGGCUACUACUCCACCAUCUACCGUGCAACUGCCGCAGCCUGCCACAGCUGCUGCUGGUGCUGUUCCUGCUGUCAGUGCAGCCCCAACUGCUAGAACUGAACAGCGGGUGAAAAUGAACCGAAUGCGUCAGAAGAUUGCUCAACGCCUUAAGGAUGCACAGAACACAUGCGCAAUGUUGACUACAUUCAAUGAGAUUAACAUGAGCAACGUGAUGGAUCUGAGGAAACAGUACAAAGAUCUCUUUUUGAAGAAACACAACCUUAAACUUGGCUUCAUGUCAGCGUUUGUGAAAGCGGCAGCCUUCGCUCUGCAGGAUCAACCCAUUGUCAACGCUGUGAUCGACGAUAAAGAAAUUGUCUACCGCGAUUAUAUAGACAUCAGUGUUGCUGUCGCAACCCCCAAGGGUCUAGUUGUCCCAGUCCUUAGAAAUGUAGAAAAUAUGAAUUAUGCAUCAAUUGAGAGGACAAUACAUGAAUUAGGAGAAAAGGCUCGACUCGGCGCCUUGGCAAUUGAGGACAUGGAUGGUGGCACUUUUACCAUCAGUAAUGGUGGUGUGUUUGGAUCCAUGUUUGGCACUCCAAUCAUUAAUCCUCCCCAGUCAGCCAUCCUGGGAAUGCAUGCCAUCAUCGACCGACCCAUGGCUGUAAAUGGAAAGGUGGAAAUUUGUCCAAUGAUGUAUGUGGCAUUGACCUAUGACCACCGACUGAUUGAUGGCAGAGAGGCUGUACUCUUUUUACGAAAGAUCAAGCAAGUUGUCGAGGACCCAAGGGUUCUACUGUUAGAUAUUUAAUACCUGCUCUCUAAUCUCUUUAGUGAAAUUUAUAAACUAAGACCAAAACUUUAAGAAACUGAACUGUGGCCUGGUGUAAAUGUGUAUAUAUAUGCA
This is a messenger RNA of Octopus bimaculoides (California two-spot octopus), 1528 nucleotides long. RefSeq names its product dihydrolipoyllysine-residue succinyltransferase component of 2-oxoglutarate dehydrogenase complex, mitochondrial. Gene Ontology annotation, biological process: tricarboxylic acid cycle. Gene Ontology annotation, cellular component: mitochondrion; oxoglutarate dehydrogenase complex. The record is from RefSeq and is a predicted model, not a curated record. Gene Ontology annotation, molecular function: dihydrolipoyllysine-residue succinyltransferase activity. NCBI's taxonomy places the organism in Eukaryota, Metazoa, Mollusca, Cephalopoda, Octopoda, Octopodidae.